GCGGGCAGGGGUAGCGCCAGCGGUGUAGACCGACGACGAAUUGCAAUACGUGGCACAGGAAUCUGGGUGAGAAAUGCAGAUGGUAGGGGAGUUACAACGUGGAGCAUAUCGACUACAGGAUAUGCUCGGGGACAAUGAAGAUGAAGUCUCACUUACAGAAGAUGCUGAAGGUGAGCAAGAUGAUGAUUGUGAUGUGCUCCACUAUUAUACAAAUAUCGGCGCUAUGUGUGAGAUCUUGGAAUCUGAAACAGAGACGAGUUGUGCUGUUGUUGUGCGUGAGUGUGAUGAGUAUGAGAGGGGAGGAGAAGAAAGGUGGGUUAACUUGAUGGCACUCUCUUACCAGGUUGAGGUUGAGAGUGCAGUUGGCGGUGGAGAGAGGGAAUAUGCUGCUGAUGACGCAGCUGAGUGGGAGGUUAGGGAUGAGAGUGCAGUUGGCGAUGGGGAGGGGGAAUACGCCACUGAUGACGAAGGUGAGUGGGAAGGGGAGUGGGGGCUAUUGGCAACGGUGGAAAUGGUGGCAGAGGCAGCGGUGACGGCAACAGCAACAACGACAACAUUAACAACAACAAUAAUGGAGGUGGAGCAGGGGUCGGCAGUGGAGCGGCAAGGAAUGGGCGGGAUUGGCGAGAAGGGUGGGUUGGUUGACAACAACAAUGACAAUAACAACAAUAGCAACUUUAACAAUGGCAGCGAGCGGCGAAUGGGCGAACUGGGACAGGAGAGAGAACAGAGAUGCCCUUGUGGGAAGAAGCAGCAAGGAGUCUGUGAUCGUAACCAGCUUGAGGGAAGAAAGCUGCAGAGCAUCUGCCAGUGCAGGUCCAGCGAGCGGCUCGUCGAAAGUGGCUGGCCAUCGCAACGAAUCGCAGUCGGGGUCGAGAUCGAGAUCAUCUGCAACGUCAGAGGGGGUCCGGGUGGGGGUUGCUUGGGACAGGGACUGUUACAGCCGUGCAGGGGUUCGCCUGAGGUAACUGUCCAACCUGGAGGACUCUCGGGCAGCGGUAGCCUUUUAGAAGAGAGGAAGGGAGGUCUGGAUCUCAACAGGAGAUCUAGUCCGGCUGCUGGGAGCCCACGCGGCAGCCCAGGAAGAGGCGGAUCAUGUCCACAAGAGCGUCCAUUCAUCGACUACCUUGGCGGAUCGGGCAACUGCGAUGCGGGAAGAAAGAACGAUCAUUGGAGGAGAGAUAGUCUGACGGGCACAACUUCUGUUUCCGUUUCAACUGAGAGACAAAUGGCGACUUCUGUCAAAAUCUUCGGGGUGGAGGUUGGGGCGCACGGCACGCAACAUGCUGUAGGGUGCUUCUCGCAAGGCUCAGUCGAGGCUUUUCCGUUGGAUAGAGGGCGGCAACAGUCGCACGUUUUAGGCACUGGGGGAGGGGGCGGGGGGGGAGGAGGAGCGGGAGGAGCAGGAGGAGCAGCAGGAGGAGGAGCGGGCUCGUAUCAAAGACGGAUGGAUGACGUCGAUUCCGAGCUGUCAUUAGGCAGUCACGGUAGGAUAAUCCAGAACCAUACAUCAUCGUGCCCGGUUGGGAGCUGUAUCCCUUCGCUGGGGCCAGCUCAGACAAGGGCCGCCCGGAGCACCCUCCCGGGCCCUGCCCAUUUGUCACCGGGAGGGGAGAAAACUGCAGACGGCAGUCACAAUGAGGAGUCGUCGUCCUCGAUAUCGCCCAACCAUGGGGUCUCCUUAUCUCAGGACACGGGUAUUCAACGACCGGGAGAAUCGGAGUGGAUGGCCACCUCUUCCGCUAGCGGGGGUGCUGUGGAACCGCGCAGUUAUUCCUGCGGCUAUUGCACGCGUCGGUUCACGUCUUCGCAGGCUCUUGGGGGUCAUCAAAACGCGCACAAGAGACAGCGCGCCCAGCUGAGGCGCCAAAAUCUCCAGAGGCAGGGUGGCUGCUCAUCCAGCUUCCGAGACGCAGGGCCUGCUUCCAGGGCGAGCACAGUUGGCGACUACGGGCACAUGAACCAGCCGCCACUUCCUUGUCACAAUUCCGCCCUUUAUGGGGGUGCUAUGCGGUCCUCAUCAGUGAUCGGUGGCGUCCAUCCGGUAGCCGCUGCUGCUGCUGCCGCCGCCGCCGCCGCAGCUCAUGUCAACCCUCCUCGUAUGCAAUACCCUUACUAUAACCAUCAUACUCUCGGGGGUGCCAAUGCGACUCCAGGUAGCAGACUGCCUGGACCACCUCCUAAUCCGCCGCAAUCUGCCACUGCCGCGUGGACCCACCAGUACUCGUAUUCUUACCCCUCCUCUCACAGCAUUCAGCAACAGCUUGACAAUGGGACGCAACACCGCGCAUCUGAUGGUCAUCACCCAAUGCAUGCCAUGCCUGCGGGAAGGGGGUUAUCGGGAAGGGGAGAUGUUGGUAAUCGACCGCACUCCUGGAAUUGAACAGACUGCCUCAAUUCUUUCUUUUGUCCAGUUUGAAAUUCGACUUUCUCCAUUUUGCUUCCUUUGCUCCUUCAACCGCCUGCCACUGCGUGUCAUAUUGCUCGACACGUCCCCACAAGGAGUGAGCAGAAGUCACAUCUUGAGCCAAGGGAAGGGAUAAGAGGGUUACAUAACAUUGUGUGCUUAUCUCGGAAACCGUCGACUGCUACCUACCGCCCAGAGGGUCCGACCCCGUGUAUAUUUUUUACCCCUGUGCAGAUGAUCGAUCUGCAAGCAGUGAGGGGAAACGAAAAUAUCGUUCAAGGAGGGCUUUUGUGGAAUUUGUGCAGAAAGGAAUACCCGUAGUGAAAUUGCGUUACCUUCGAGGAUUUCUCCAACUUGGAACUGGAGAAAAUUUUGGCCACGUGAUAACCAAAAAUCCUGUUUGUUUGUUUCAUGCCUGUUACUUUGUAGCAGGGCUUGCACAUGAAUUCUUAAUUUUUCGUGGUUUGCUUUGCAGAGUAGUGCCCUGGACGAAUCUUGUCAGACUCGGAGGUACUAGGAGACUCAGGAGGCUGGGAGAUAGCCAGUGAAUCUUACAGGUGAAAGUAGAUCGUAGCUGUAUGAAAAUAGCAGUGGAGCACAGAUAAAAUUAGAAGC
Messenger RNA from Chara braunii, 3022 nucleotides. The record is from the annotation of a GenBank genome assembly. Lineage: Eukaryota; Viridiplantae; Streptophyta; Charophyceae; Charales; Characeae.